Molecule: messenger RNA, 3178 nt
Organism: Neoarius graeffei (lesser salmon catfish)
Lineage: Eukaryota; Metazoa; Chordata; Actinopteri; Siluriformes; Ariidae
Gene: dynll2a
Product: dynein, light chain, LC8-type 2a
Exons: 3
Coding region: 1870-2139 (89 amino acids)
Biological process (GO): microtubule-based process; cilium assembly
Cellular component (GO): cytoplasmic dynein complex
Molecular function (GO): dynein light intermediate chain binding; dynein intermediate chain binding
Source: RefSeq, a predicted model, not a curated record
UCCGGGUUCGAGCCCCGUGGCCGGCGAGGGCCUUUCUGUGCAGAGUUUGCAUGUUCUCCCCGUGUCCGCGUGGGUUUCCUCCUGGUGCUCCGGUUUCCCCCACAGUCCAAAGACAUGCAGGUUAGGUUAACUGGUGACUCUAAAGGCCAAUUUAUGCUGACAACGCAGUCCUCGCAGACGGUGUCGCAGAUAGCGUCUGCGUAGCCCCCCCACCUUCGCAGACACUCUGCGCGCACCUCCCAAAAAUUGUGACCACCGCAGAAGCCUCGCAGACAAGAGGGCUCUGAUUGGUCCACUCUACAUCCGCUGUACACGCACUUCCGCUUCCCUACUUUCCCGGUUUGGUUUGUUUUCACUACCGCCAUUUUUAAAAACACGAGUGAAGAUGGAGCAGCACGAAGAGCGGUUGAUCGAGGAAGUACGUACAUCUAUACGACUCCAGUUCUAGUCAUUAUAAGUAACCGGAGGAUAAACACUCCACUAACCACACCCACCAACUACUCCUAGCGAUUUCGUGACUUCACACCCCCUUGCGUUGUAGCGGUGAAUAACCGCGCACGCCUAUUACUCCCCGCUCAAUGAUAAAUUACAACUGUCUGCGAAAGCCUUGUCGCAAGAGCAUGCAGAGGCCUUAAGACUAUGUUCAGACUGCACCCUGAAACGACCCAUAUCCUAUUUUUUUGCCCAUAUGCGACCUGUAUCCGAUUUGUUAUUGACAAUCUGAACGACACAGAUCCGAUUUUUUCACGUGACCCAGGCCGCUUGGAUAUGUGGUCCUAAUUCCGAUGCAUAUCCGUUAUUUUCACAUGCGACUGCAGUCUGACCGGACAGGUCGCAUUCAUGCGACCUACACGUCAUCAACAAGAGACAAACGUCACUAGUCUGCUGCCCACAUAACCAGAUUUAUUGUGCGAGUUCCACCGCUGCCACAAAAACCACAUCGCCAGGUCUCGCCUCAUCUCCAUGCUUUACUUGCAAACUUGAGUGCGCUUUUUUUUUUUGUUUGUUUACGUAUUACGUAGAUGUGCUUAUUACGCGUCAAUUUGCGCAUGCGGGACACUUUUGGGUCGUUUUCCGUUCAUAUUGGAGAUUGCAUACAAGUCUCAUAUAAUUGGUAAUGUGAACGGCCUAACAAAAAAUUCGGAUUUCACAACAAAUCGGAUAUGGGUCGUUUCAGGUUGCAGUCUGAACGUAGUGAAAAUUGACCGUAGGUGUGAAUGAGUGUGAGUGGUUGUCUGUGUCAGCCCUGUGAUGACCCGGCGACUUGUCCAGGGUGUAGUCAACCUGCGACCCUGUAGAACAGGAUAAAGCGGCUAGAGAUGAUAUGAGAUGACUGUGGAAUGGUAGUCUUAAAAAAAAAAAAUCUUUAAAUAUCACACAUCAGAAAUGAAUCAGUUUAAAAAGAUCAAAGGUAUUCUCUCACAUUCAAUGAAGAACAAACGGGCUGGAUGCUUUGGCCUUGAGGGGGUGAGGUGAGAUUUGAUUUCCCUCCUCGUGGGGUGGGGGCGGGGCUGCCGUGUUUCCGGGUCUGUGGAGGUGCAUUGUGGGUUGAAAUAAGAUGCAGGCAGAGCGGCGCGAGAGGAAAACGCGCGCGCACCAUACGGCGGAGGCGGAGAGCUGCAGCCAAUGGGAAGCAGCGCGCGCGCGGUGGAGAGUAGAGGAACCGGGCAGCGCGCGCACUCUCCCUCCUCUCUCUCCCGGUGUGUGCUGAGUUCCUGCGGCUCGGUCCCGGAGCUCCUGACCGGACGCGGAAAAACACAUCAUACACGCCUCCGAAACUCGGGCUGCUCUGAAUAUUUAUUAUUAUUAUUAUUAUUGCUGCUGCUGUUUUUUCUUCCUUGCUCUCGGCACAUCAUCGACUGAAGCAUUAUGACUGACAGGAAAGCGGUGAUCAAGAAUGCUGACAUGUCUGAGGACAUGCAGCAGGAUGCAGUUGACUGUGCAACGCAGGCCAUGGAGAAGUACAACAUCGAGAAGGACAUCGCAGCAUACAUCAAAAAGGAGUUUGACAAGAAGUACAACCCAACAUGGCACUGCAUUGUCGGAAGAAACUUUGGCAGCUAUGUCACCCAUGAGACGAAGCACUUCAUCUACUUCUACCUGGGCCAGGUGGCCAUCCUCCUGUUCAAAUCGGGCUGAAGUUGUACAGCGAGAGUCAAAUGCUCUUUUCCAACAUGGACCAAGAUGCACUAGUGGCCAAUGUCCUGUCUAACCACAUGCUACAAAUAUUAAACAAGGCCAUACCAUGACUGCUGACUGUGCGUAACUGCAUGGGCCGUAUACCAUACUAAUUGUGCAUAUGUUGCGGUUAAGUUGCUUUUCAGUAGGUAGGUGUCCCAUGUUUAUCAGGAGAGUUUUUGUUUCUGAUCCUGAUGAGUUUGUUCGAGCGUAGGCGCUGUGAAGGCAGGAGUGAAUUUUUGAUUCAAUAAAGUAAUGGCAGAUGAAAUACAAAUAGUGCAUUGGUAUUAUUUAUUUUUCUCCGAAGAGAUAUUUUGUUGAAGUAGUCAUUGCUGCCAUGUAGUUCUAACGAGCACAGUGUGUCAGUACCAUCGUGGUGGAGAUGAAGAAUAAUGGAAAUGAGUAACGUGCAUGUUGGUUAAUCUAAGCUUACGUGACUGUUAUUGCUGAUUAUUUCAUGUCUUUGGUUUGGAGGUGGUGUUUGUAUGCUUGGAAACAGACGGGUUACUAAUGCACAAAUCGUACACUUUAUUCAGUGAAUCUGCGUUUCCUUUUGUUUGAAAUGUCCUGCAAUGUUACAAGUGCAUUGUGUUUAUUGGGGAUUAAUCUGAUUAUAUUAAACAAACUGCUUUUCCAGCUUUAUUUUGUGUUUAAUUUCUUUGUCAGUUUCCAGAACAUAAAGGGGAUUCUGCAGCUCCUUUAGUCUGCUAUAAAGUUUGGAAUUAUUUAGAUGUUUGUUUAGCAUUUUAUAUGGUUUCUUUUCAACAUGAGGUGUAGGGUUUUGUUACUGUUUUGUACUGUAUAUUGCACGUCAUUUCAAGCCUCUAUCUAUUGGUAGGUCUGUGAAACACUUGCACUUCAUUUCACUGUACCCUCUCAGGUACUGUUCAUGAUAAAAAGCAGAUCAGUCAUUAAAAUGUGUGGUUGUCCUCUGGGUUUUGUUUGCACAAGUAAUUUUGCUGUAUUGUGUAAUAUGAAUAAAGGAUAUAGUUGCACAUUA